Molecule: messenger RNA, 1653 nt
Organism: Diabrotica virgifera virgifera (western corn rootworm)
Lineage: Eukaryota; Metazoa; Arthropoda; Insecta; Coleoptera; Chrysomelidae
Product: potassium/sodium hyperpolarization-activated cyclic nucleotide-gated channel 2-like
Exons: 1
Coding region: 1-1653 (550 amino acids)
Source: RefSeq, a predicted model, not a curated record
AUGCCACAUUCCUGCGAAAUAAUACUACCUGACUACGUCGAGAGGAAGUUUGAAAGUUUGGGUUACACAUCCAAUUUUCGAAAACGUUGGUUGAAGCUCUUACUAAUAUCAGAAACUAAUCCUCUUGCAUGUCUGUACUUCAAGAGUGAGAAAUCAAUGCGGAAAGAACAACUAAGACAAAUAAAAUCCGGUUACACUUAUAUUAUCCAUCCAUUGAGCAAAUUCAGGCAAUGGUAUGAGGUGUAUCUGUUGCUUUUCUACGUUAUGAUGUUAAUUGUAAAACCUCUGGAUACAUGCGUAAAAAGAUUGAGGAUUACUCGAAAGCACAGAACUGUUUCAGUAACUCUGGACUUUUUAUCGUUUGUUGAUAUUGUCACAAACUUUUUCUCUGGAUAUAUAGUGUAUAAGAACAAAACUAUGGAACUAGAGCCUUGGAAAAUCGCCAAGAACUAUUUGUUUGGACCGUAUUUUGUAUCAGAUGUUCUAGGAUCUAUGAAAUUUUUGAUAUUUUUGACAAUGAAGGACCCACCAUUGAUCUUCAUUGGUAUUCAAAACAUUUUUUGCUACUCUAGAGCAAUUAGAGUGUGGACUCUCAUGAAAUUGAUCAUUAGAGUGUCAGCGCUUACCAACAUUAAGUCAAAAACCACGUUGUUUUCCAUUUGCUGUGUAUCUUUUUUCCUGUUUAGUUUACACUUCUCCACAUGUUUAGUGAUUGGCUUAAAAAUUAUUAUUAGGUAUAACUUUCAAGCACCAGACCCACAUAACACUUCUGAUAUCAAUAUUUACGAGGAAUACAUUGAUUAUAUGUUUAGAAGUUCAGCCUAUUUGCUAGGAAUAACGCUUCCUCAAGUCUACUUCGAGGAGCACUUCAAGGAACCAGAAGACUUUGUUACUGCUGUCUUUGGUUAUCUGGUAGGAAAAGUAUUAAUAAUAUCGACUUGGAUCAUCAUUGCUCUGAGUAUUUUAGCCAACAGGUCGACCAAAAUAAAAUACCAGAAAAUUAUGAAUGAACUAGAAGAAUAUAUGAUUCAAAAGCAACUCCCGAUAAAAUUGAGGAAGAAGAUCACCACUUAUUACCACUUUAAAUAUCAAGGAAGUUACUUCAAAGAAGACUUAAUCACGUUCCUGCUUUCAGAUAAUCUCAAAAAAGAUAUAAACAUGGGGAUUUGUAGAUACCUGAUAUCCAACGUGUCCAUUUUUAAAAAACUUUCGAAAGAGCAAGUGAGCGAUAUAGUGCAGGUUCUGGUAUCGGAAAUAUUCUUGCCUAAUGACGCAAUAAUUCAAGCAGGUACGAUUGGAGAAGCGAUGUACUUUUUGGCUAGUGGCACAGUUGCUGUAUAUACCCACUCUGGCAAAGAAAUUUGCCAUUUAACAGAUGGCGCAUACUUUGGGGAAGUAUCUCUAGUAGUGAAGGGGCAAAAAAGAUCAGCAAGUAUUAGUGCAAUCGAAAUUUGUCACAUCUAUAGGUUGAAGAAGUCUGACUUUCAAAAAACUUUGAUGAAGUAUAGGCAGAUAUAUCAGACGAUCAUUAACACCGCUGAAUUGAGGUUGAAGGAGACCUUGUUUGUGGAGGAGACGUACAAGAAAACGUUAUUUGAAGAAACUUAUACUACUGAUUCAACAGUACGUGCGAGGAUACAGUCCCAACAUUAG